UGAGCUGCUCAGACCCUUCCUCUCAAAACAUACACACACACACACACACACACAUACACACACACACUAACACUCUCUCUCUCACACUCACUCACACACUCCUGUGAGCCUCUUGCUCCUGUGACUGUAGCUCUGGUCCGUCACCUGCACUCUUGUCACAGCAUGCAGCUCCUCGUGAUGUUAGCAGCUCUCAUGGGUGUUCUGUUCAGUGUUAGAGCAGCCGCCGUGCUUCCUGUGGAGGACAGGAGCCCCAUCCACGUGAACAGGGAGCUGAGCAAAGAGCGCAAAGAGCUGAUCCUGAAGCUGGUGUCCGGCUUGUUGGACGGAGCUCUGGACACCAACAUGCUGCCGGGGGAAGCGGCACCUGUGGAUCUUGAGGAACCGCUGGAGUCUCGUCUGGAGGAGAGGGCUGUCUACAACAGGCUAUCGCUGCCUCAGCGCGACCGCAAAGCCCCCUGUAAAAACUUCUUCUGGAAAACUUUCACCUCCUGCUAACAGAGCCCAAAACCUCCCGGCUCUGCCUGCCUACUGCUCUCCUUCCCUCCCAGCUCCACAUGAACUGUAGUUGACCUCAGCUGUACAUAUCAUCUACACCUGUCAGACAUGC
This is a messenger RNA of Seriola dumerili (greater amberjack), 607 nucleotides long. Its product is annotated as somatostatin-1B-like. Lineage: Eukaryota; Metazoa; Chordata; Actinopteri; Carangiformes; Carangidae. Gene Ontology annotation, biological process: regulation of cell migration. The record is from RefSeq and is a predicted model, not a curated record. Gene Ontology annotation, cellular component: extracellular region. Gene Ontology annotation, molecular function: hormone activity. The coding region runs from base 163 to 495 and encodes 110 amino acids. The transcript is spliced from 2 exons.